UCCACCCACGGGCCUUUAUGCGCAUGCUCUUCCAGCUCCUGACGCGAGCGUAGUAGGGAGGUGCAGGUGUUGUCAUGGAGGCCGCUGCGAAGCUGGGGCAGGCGGAGGAGGUCCCCGGAAACCAAAGAGUUCAGCGGGUGACAGGAGCCUUGGUGGAGCGCACCUCGACCCCCGGCGGCGUGGCCCUGGUGAGCCCCUACCACACCCACCGGGCCGGGGACCCCUUAGACCUCGUGGCGCUCGCAGAGCAGGUGCAGAAGGCUGAUGAAUUCAUCCGAGCAAAUGCCACCAAUAAACUGACGGUCAUAGCUGAGGAAAUCCAACAUUUACAAGAACAAGCCAGGAAAGUGUUGGAAGAUGCUCACAGAGACGCUGAUUUGCACCGUGUAGCCUGUAAUAUAGUCAAAAAGCCCGGCAGCAUUUACUACCUUUAUAAACGGGAGAGCGGUCAGCAGUAUUUUUCUAUUAUUUCUCCAAAGGAAUGGGGGACAGGUUGUCCGCAUGAUUUCCUUGGUGCCUACAAGCUACAGCAUGACUUGUCCUGGACUCCAUAUGAGGACAUUGAGAAGCGCGAUGCCAAAAUCAACAUAGUGAACAAGUUGCUGAGCCAGCCGGCGGCCUUGCCUCCAGCCCCUGAACUCUCCUUCCAGUGACCGACUGAGAGCGGACACUCGUAAAUAGCUCUCACGGCAAGGACCUGUCACCACCUUGUUGUCCUCAUUUUCUGCCUUGAUGGGAGGUGCCCUGAGAAUUGAGGUAUUGUGGGUGAAUCAUGAACUUCUUGAAUGGAGACCCUGUGUGGGGCACCUGGGUGGCUCAGUUGGUUAAGCAGUUAAGCUUCUGCCUUUGGCUUAGGUCAUGUCCCUGGGGUCCUGGGAUCGAGCCCCAUGGCGGGCUCCCUGCUCAGCGGGGAGCCUGUUC
Messenger RNA from Ailuropoda melanoleuca (giant panda), 921 nucleotides. It is a transcript of the gene C2H1orf50, whose product is annotated as chromosome 2 C1orf50 homolog. Bases 75 to 653 code for a protein of 192 amino acids. NCBI's taxonomy places the organism in Eukaryota, Metazoa, Chordata, Mammalia, Carnivora, Ursidae. The record is from RefSeq and is a predicted model, not a curated record. The transcript has 5 exons.